CCGACCGUAACACAGAGGUAUUCACAUCUCCAAGUUAACAUAUCUCAGUUAAACUUGGGAGUCCGGUGCCUAGAACUUGCUUUUCCUCCGUGUAAAAGUGACAAAUUUGCUUUCAUCAUCAUGGCUUUCGUCCUCGCGUUGGGCCUGCUAUUGUCGUCGAGAUUGGUCGUCGGCGAUUUUGGAUACGAUGGCGAUAAUGGCCCGGACAAUUGGGGAGACCAAUGUCAAGGGAAAUUCCAGUCGCCCAUAGACAUAGAAGAGAAGGAUGUUACGUAUCACAGUUUUCCACCGCUGCAAUUUUACGGUGUCUCGGCUUCCCAUAAGGCACGCAUGCUGAACAAUGGGCAUACAGUGAAGAUCGAGAAUUUGGAAUCUCAUUUUCCUGAGAUAUCGGGAGGGCCUCUGAACGGUACCCACGUAUUACAACAAAUACACUUUCACUGGGGUCAGAGCGAUGACCUGGGAUCCGAGGAUCUAAUAAACAAUCAUUCGUACUCUAUGGAGUUGCAUGCGGUUUUUUGGAGGAAGAGUUACGGCACGGCGGACGAGGCGAUGAAACAUGACGACGGCUUGACUGUACUCGGAUACUUGUAUCAGGCCACGGAUACGCCCAAUGCGGAUUUUGAUGCGAUUGUGACGCACAUGUCAGACAUACAACCGGUCAACAGCAACGUAUCAAUCGAUGAUCAGCAAAUUUUAAGCAAACUGAUUCUGCCCCAGUCUUCGACACCGGAAGACUAUUUUACUUAUAAAGGAUCACUGACUACACCCCCUUGCUCAGAGAUCGUUCAGUGGAUCGAUUUCGUGCAGCCUCAAAAUAUCUCCCACGAGCAGCUAGCUGCAUUCCGAAGGAUUCAGUCCAACGAUGGCACGAAUAUAACGCAUAACUUCCGCCCGGUACAACCGUUAGACGGCAGAAUAGUUUAUCGUAACAAGAAGAUGGAUGAAGCUACCACAACUCCGAAGAGCACCACUAAAGAAGAUUCUACCAAGAAUUUGAAACCAACUAGUCCGAUCAACGGAGAACACAGUAUGCAACCUAACGCAACAUCGAAACCGGACAAAAUGGAUAAGCAAGAUAAUAAAAAAUCUGGGCAAGACAGCAUGUGGACCGUGUCACCGUUUGCAGUAAUACUUGGAAUCAUUUUUCUGUUACCAUACCAGUAAUGCAUUGGAAGCUCUAGUCAAGCACCUUCAUCAUUAAUAUAAUCCAAAGUAAUCAAUCUUAAGUAUUUAUAUCAUACGUUUUAUUACAAAACAAACAGACGUAUCUAUGCUCGAAGAUUUUAUCUGAGGAAAAUUUUUAAUCAUGUGUGAACUGAUAGAUAUUUGAUCAUAAAAAUACCUUAAGUAUUGUAUAUAGAACAUAUUAUACUUAAAAAAGUUAUUCUUAUAUCGACUGACAACACAUAGACAUAGACCAUGUUACUCUACCCUUUA
This is a messenger RNA of Ceratina calcarata, 1440 nucleotides long. RefSeq names its product carbonic anhydrase 2. Gene Ontology annotation, molecular function: carbonate dehydratase activity; zinc ion binding. NCBI's taxonomy places the organism in Eukaryota, Metazoa, Arthropoda, Insecta, Hymenoptera, Apidae. The coding region runs from base 121 to 1167 and encodes 348 amino acids. Gene Ontology annotation, cellular component: cytoplasm. The transcript has 7 exons. The record is from RefSeq and is a predicted model, not a curated record.